Molecule: messenger RNA, 345 nt
Organism: Nematocida ausubeli
Lineage: Eukaryota; Fungi; Microsporidia
Exons: 1
Coding region: 1-345 (114 amino acids)
Cellular component (GO): cytosolic small ribosomal subunit
Molecular function (GO): structural constituent of ribosome; RNA binding
Source: RefSeq, a predicted model, not a curated record
AUGCACAUUCCAACCAACGAAAUAAAAGAGGUACAGAGAUUUAUAUUUGACAAAGGGUGUAUUGUGGUUCAGUUUGACAGAACACUCAAGCCACAUCCCUACGUCAAUGUAGCCAACUUUAAGGUUAUGAAGAUAGUAAGAAGUUUAUACUCAAUGGGCUGCGUAGAAAAGUUCUUUGCCUGGAGAGACGCUUACUAUGUCAUUACCAAGAAGGGAAUAGAAUACAUAAGAAGAAAGCACUACUUAACUGAAAACGACUAUCCUUCCCUGUACGAUUCUGACCCACUAGCAGAAACCAAGACAGUAGACCAAGAAGGGGAAGAGGAAAUUAUAUUCAAAGAAUAA